Molecule: messenger RNA, 2058 nt
Organism: Odocoileus virginianus texanus
Lineage: Eukaryota; Metazoa; Chordata; Mammalia; Artiodactyla; Cervidae
Source: RefSeq, a predicted model, not a curated record
UAUCUGGAGCAGUUGGGGUGGGCAGGCCCAGCCGGGAGCAAACGGGCUACUGGAGCGGCCGCGAUGAACUGGGCACCCUCUCCAUGGAGAAUGGUCAUGGGCAGACAGCCUCCACCAGCCUACACUUCGGACAGCCUAAACAGUCCAUGGGACCUGCUCUAAAUUCUUCUGCUCCAAAUCCAGCUGAAAUGCCCCAGAUCCUAUCAACCCAUCUGAAUUCUCCACACAGUCGCAAAUAGUCCUCCCCCAGGAAACCAAGCUGGAAGCUGUUUUUUCUUCCCCUAGCGUCCACUGCUAUGCAGGCCCUGGCCACCCACUCCUUGUUAAGUAGAGUGCAGCCCCCCAGCAGGGUUUUCAUUCCAAUCACCCCUGAAUUUAUUGAUCACUUGCUGCAUUCAAGCCCUUUACUCGCUGCUGAGAAUCUGGCAAGAAAACAGGGGCUCCUUGCUGUCCACCGGGAAAGUUGAACAGCGAACCGUUAGCUAGGAGCGUGCGAUAUAGUGCUGAAGGGGAGGUGGUCUGUGCUGGUGUGGGGGCUUCCAGACCUCCAACUGGAGAAGGCGAUCAGUGAGCACGCUGAAGGCUGAGUAGGAGAUGGCCCAGCCCCUCUCGAUGCCCUCUUGCACACAUGACUGUAGAUCUGCCGCAGGAGCAGAUAGAGCGGGUCACUUCUGGAGUCACCCAGCACUAGGUCGGGAAUGCAUAUCUGUCCACGUGGGCCAGGCUGGGGUCCAGAUCGGCAAUGCCUGCUGGGAGCUCUUCUGCCUGGAGCAUGGGAUCCAGGCCGAUGGCACCUUUGGCGCACAGGCCAGCAAGGUCCCUGACGAUGACUCCUUCACCACGUUCUUCAGUGAGACCGGCAACGGGAAGCACGUGCCCCGGGCCGUCAUGGUCGACCUGGAGCCCACAGUGGUGGAUGAGGUUCGGGCAGGAACCUACCGCCACCUCUUCCAUCCAGAGCAGCUGAUCACGGGAAAAGAGGAUGCAGCUAACAACUACGCCCGGGGCCACUACACGGUGGGCAAGGAGAGCAUCGACCUGGUGUUGGACCGCAUCCGCAAGCUGACAGACGCCUGCUCGGGCCUGCAGGGCUUCCUCAUCUUCCACAGCUUCGGGGGCGGCACCGGCUCAGGCUUCACGUCUCUGCUCAUGGAGCGGCUCUCCCUGGACUACGGCAAGAAGUCCAAGCUGGAGUUUGCCAUCUACCCGGCCCCCCAGGUCUCCACAGCCGUGGUGGAGCCUUACAACUCCAUCCUGACCACGCACACGACCCUGGAGCACUCGGACUGCGCCUUCAUGGUGGACAACGAGGCCAUCUACGAUAUCUGCCGGCGCAACCUGGACAUCGAGCGGCCCACGUACACCAACCUCAACCGGCUCAUCAGCCAGAUUGUGUCCUCCAUCACAGCCUCCCUGCGCUUCGACGGCGCCCUCAACGUGGACCUGACUGAGUUCCAGACCAACCUGGUGCCCUAUCCCCGCAUCCACUUCCCGCUGGUUACCUACGCGCCCAUCAUCUCAGCUGAGAAGGCCUACCACGAGCAGCUGUCAGUGGCCGAGAUCACCAGCUCCUGCUUUGAGCCCAACAGCCAGAUGGUGAAGUGCGACCCUCGCCACGGCAAGUACAUGGCCUGCUGCAUGCUCUACCGGGGGGACGUGGUGCCCAAGGACGUGAACGUCGCCAUUGCCGCCAUCAAGACCAAGAGGACAAUCCAGUUUGUGGACUGGUGUCCCACGGGCUUCAAGGUGGGCAUCAACUACCAGCCCCCUACGGUGGUCCCUGGGGGGGACCUGGCCAAGGUACAGCGGGCCGUGUGCAUGCUGAGCAACACCACGGCCAUCGCCGAGGCCUGGGCCCGCCUGGACCACAAGUUUGACCUCAUGUACGCCAAGCGCGCCUUCGUGCACUGGUACGUCGGAGAGGGGAUGGAAGAAGGCGAGUUUUCCGAGGCCCGGGAGGACCUGGCUGCCCUGGAGAAGGAUUAUGAGGAAGUGGGGACUGAUUCAUUUGAAGAAGAGAAUGAAGGGGAGGAAUUUUAAAUACAGAUGUUCCUCCUU